Messenger RNA from Harpegnathos saltator (Jerdon's jumping ant), 4262 nucleotides. RefSeq names its product ubiquitin carboxyl-terminal hydrolase 31. The record is from RefSeq and is a predicted model, not a curated record. Gene Ontology annotation, molecular function: cysteine-type deubiquitinase activity. The coding region runs from base 327 to 3245 and encodes 972 amino acids. The transcript is spliced from 4 exons. Gene Ontology annotation, biological process: protein deubiquitination. NCBI's taxonomy places the organism in Eukaryota, Metazoa, Arthropoda, Insecta, Hymenoptera, Formicidae.
GUCCGUGGCCGAGGCGUUGUGAAAUCAUGGCAGCUCGUGAUAGCGGCAAAUGGCCGCCGUUGGCCGCCGUGCUGUUUCAGUGUGACAACUCGUUACGCGCAUGACGUUCGGCCACGGGUACGCGUAGGCGCACACGGCGUGCACAAGUGCCGCGUAUGUACGUGUCGUCGUAGCCGUCGACGAGAUCGUCGUCCCCGCCGUCGCCGUCGUUGUCGUCGAGGUGGUGCAGUACUCGCGAGUAGCGAUGUGAGCGUCGGUGACGGCCAACGCGGACGCUUGCUUACACGUAAGCCGAGCGCGGUACGCGAGCGGUCGGCUGGCUGGCGAUGAACGGCGCGAGAACGAAUCGCGGCAUCACGGUGAUGAAAUCAGUGUCCGAGGGUGAGCUGGGCGUGGAGGAAAAGGUUAAAUUCGUCGAGUCGCGCGGAGCGUCGCGGCUCAAGCGUACUUUUACACUGCCGAGAAACCCGUUUCAAAGUGCCAGCAGCAGGAUGUCGCGACGACGUCCGAAGCAACAGCAGCAACAGCAACAGCAGCAGCAGCAGCAGCAACAAAUUCGCAGCGACAUGAAGGACAGCAACAACGGCGCGCCGUCCGCCAAGGAGAACACCAGGAGCAACGCGCGCCACGCGGAUGGCGCGCAGCAGCAUCAUCCGCAACAGCAACAGCAACAGCAACAGCAACAACGGGCGAACGCGACGACGGGUAGACUGCACGGCGGUCAGACCGGCCAGUUGCAGGACUGUCAGGAACGGUCGUGCGGCAAGAAGGUGUUUCGCAGGCCCUCCUGGAAGAAAUUCAUCAAUAAGAUGGUGCGGCACAUGUCGAGCAUGGGUGCGCAGAGCUACAAGGCUGCGUCGCACCAUCGCGGCGACGACCUCGGCUCGAGCGCGGGCGACAUCAGGGUGCCGCCGCCGCGACCGGCGCACAUCCCGGCCGACCGAGUGCCGGGUGUCAUAGGCCUGCGCAACCACGGCAACACGUGCUUCAUGAACGCCGUGCUGCAGUGCCUCUCGCACACCGACAUCCUCGCCGAGUACUUCGUCCUCGACCAGUACAAGGUCGACCUGUCGCGGCGCAACAAGAUCAACUCGAAGAAGUACGGCACCAAGGGCGAGAUCACCGAGCAACUGGCCUUGCUGCUCAAGGCCAUCUGGAGCUGUCAGUACGACCCGGAGAUGAGCACCGCGUUCAAGAGCGUCGUCGACAAGUACGGCAGCCAGUACCGCGGCAAUUUGCAGCACGACGCGCAGGAAUUCCUACUGUGGCUGCUCGACAAGGUGCACGAGGACCUCAAUCAGGCGACCAAGAAGAAGUACAAGAUCAUUAAGAACUCGUUUGGCAGACCGGAUGACAUUGUCGCCGCAGAGACUCUGGCGAAUCACGUUCGCUGUAACAACUCCUUCGUACAUGCCGUAUUUCAAGCACAAUUCCGGUCUAGCCUGACUUGUCCAAGAUGUCACCGGCAAUCGAACACCUUCGACCCCUUCCUGUGCGUGUCAGUGCCAGUUCCGCAAAAUCAUCGCCAAGUGAACUUCUUCGUGAACGUCCUCUAUACGUCUCAACAACCACGGCAAGUCAAGAUUGGCGUGAGUGUGAAUCAAGCGGCCAAUGUGAGAGAGCUCAGAGAAAUUCUGGCCAGUGACACUGGAGUGGACGAGAAUCACAUGCUGUUGACCGAGAUCCAUGACGAAGGAUUUCACAGGACCUUCUCUGACUGUCAACCUUUGUCCGCGAUUAUGGAGAACGAUCCACUCUACUGCAUCGAGUUACCGCAGUUGAAGGAACCUACAGAGCAGGCGUACAUCUUGCUGGUGUGGAUCAACGUGCUGGUGAAGGGAGACCUGAGACAACGAUUCGGCAGCCCGUACACCAUGCAGGUGUCGCGUGAAACGUCCUACGAAGAUCUGCAGAAGCUGUUGCUCAAAGAGAUGCACAGUACGCUGGCAGACGACGUCCUCACGACCAGUCAGAGUCCGGGUCUCUUCAACAUCCGCGUGGCCGAUCCAGCCGCGACGCCGAUUCAAGAUGAACAUCCUUGCAUCGAUCCGUGCGUGGAACAUCCGCUCUACACGGAACAGAUUGAGCAAGCGUUGGCACUCUGCGCCGAUGACUCAGGCCCACAACAUGUGAAACUGAUACUUGAGUGGGACGAGGCGACCAAACGCAAUAUCAUACAAGACGAUAGCGACCAGAUCGAGGAGCACGCCAGUGUGAAACAAUUAAAGACCAAUUCCGAGCUCGGUGGCGCGGUGACCCUGGAGGAGUGCUUCGAUCUGUACACGCGAGCGGAGAUAUUGGGCGCCGAGGACGCAUGGCACUGUCCCUAUUGUAACAAGAAGCAAGAGGUUGUGAAGAAGCUGGGCCUCUGGUCAUUGCCCGAUAUACUAGUCAUACACCUGAAGCGAUUCCGUCAGCAGUCGAAGCAACGCUCGACGUCCAAGUUAACCAUGCUGGUGGACUUCCCCCUGUACGGCUUCGACAUGACGCCGCAUCUUGCCCACAAUGGAGUCCAAGCGACCCACAACAACGUCACCACUCUGGGCGGCUUGGGCUGGUCGCCGUGGAAGAAACCACGACCGCGACAGCACAAUAUCCCCAAAUACGACGAGAAUGUGUACGAUCUCUAUGCUAUAUGCAACCAUCACGGGCAGGAUCUUCAAGGUGGGCAUUACACAGCGUUCUGUAGAAAUCCGUACGACACGCAGUGGUAUUGCUUCGACGACACACGCGUGGAGACGGUCAACGACACUAAUCUCAUCACGAACGCGGCAUACAUGCUGUUCUAUCAGCGCAGAGGUCUGACCCACAACUCCACCGGGAACUCGUCCGCGGCCUCUACAAGUUCAGCCGGCUCAGGCCUGGAUCAUUGGGUGUCGAAGAUGCCGCCGUUUCAUUUCAACAACAAAAGUAACGCUAACGUGACGAACAACAAGCAGAGCAAGUCGCAAGAGAUGUUGUGUCAGGAGAAGAUUGUCGAGGAGAAAAACAUGACCAAUUUUUCCAGAGGUUGUCGUAAUUACGCGACUUUGCAGCCAAAGAAGAGGAACGCGGCGACGGAAACCGACAUCGGACAAAUCGAUCAUUAUUCUGACGACGAAGCGCCCUGCAGAAGGGAAUGGGCCUCCCCGAAACCCGUACGGAAGACUUCGUCUAUCACAUUGACACCGCAUAUACCGCCGGCUAUCAUCCAAAAUGCUAGCAGCGAUCCAAAUACAACAGUGAUACACGAAUCCACGUUGUAACACACAAUCUAAGCCAGACUGAGAAGUCUGGCUCGAGCGAUGCUCAAUGCACAGUGCCUGGUGAUGUGCCGUGAUGUGUUUCGAAUAACAUCGAGUGACGAGAUAUGACAGAGAAAAGAACGGAUAAUUUCGGUAGAAUGUGAGUCCGUUAUUUUUCGAUUACCGAACGAUUUCAUCUAGAGUGCGACAAAUCUCGUUCUUUCACUUCGAAUUUAUAUAGAAAUGCUUUUUUGUACGGGCGUGCCAGAGAUGACCAUAGAUUUCCGGCAGCUUGCCUCUCCUUGCGAAUGCGAACUGGGAGAGAAGCGUAUGAUAAAUCUCUACAGGUAAUUUUUCGAGAACGGUAGAAAUAACGAGGCAUUAUUAAUUUUUGUAAUUGUAAUACCAUAUUUGUAUACAGCUCGCGUGGAUUGUAUUAUAUAUGAUAGCUGCUAAGGUAGCUUUUUAAAAAGGAAAAAAAAAAAGACAAAUCUUAUACACAUGAUAAAAAAACUCGCGAAUCGUUGAGCGAAGGGAAGACCUCUAGUGUUUAUAUAUUUAGAUCAUCGACGCGCAAUAGGCCAUUAUAAAAUCUACCUAUGUCCAGAGAGAAGGCAAAACAAUUAUGAAGAAGUUUCGUGCAAUUAUAACGCGUCUAUAAUGUGAUUAAGUCAAUGUAAAUAUCGUUCGCAAUGUGUCACCUUACAAUGAAAGUAUAUGACAAUAACAAUUGUACGUUACAGUUCUGCAUUAAUAUUUACAACACUCGUUUCUUCGUAAUCGAUCGUUUCUGGACAUACUGUGUAGCUGCUGACCAUGCUUUGAAUCUGUGCUUAACUGUAAUAUUUAUAUUAUACUUGUAUCAUCCACUAGUGGCCUUAUCUCGAUAAUUAAUACUGAUACACGUGUCAUUAUUAGCAUAUUAAUCAUAUUUAUCAUUUCGAGCGUUUUAUUUUAGACAUUGAGACUUUUUGCUAAAGUCACGAAGCUAUAAUUAUUAGUUCCGCAAUCCUUCUCUGAUUUGCAUUAUGUAGAAAA